AUGGGAGACCUUUCCCAAGAAGAAAUCCUUUGCGACUCGGUCGCGAUUGAUCAGCUCUACAACACGGAGGCACGGAAGUCACUGGAUAUCAUCGACAGUCUCCGGGAGCUGCAAGUAGGCCAGAUUGUGGAUCUGCCGCAGAUUAUUGUGGUUGGCGAUCAGUCUUCCGGCAAAAGUUCCGUCCUCGAGGCUAUUUCUCGUGUGCGGUUUCCCGUGAGAGGAGGACUGUGUACUCGUUUUGCAACUGAGUUGGUGCUCCGGAGGGCAGAUCAAAACAGUAUCGACGUCCGAAUCCAAUUCGCCACCGAAGAACCUGCCUCCACCAACGAGCCUGCGCAGCCAUUCCGAAGAGCUAGUCUCGACAGAAAUGAUCUCUCUGAGAUCAUGAAGGUGGCCGAGGAGCGCAUGAGCAGUCAUGCGGGAGGCGCGAGGGGGUUCUAUAAGGACAUAUUGCGGGUGGAAAUUGCUGGCAGUGAUGUCCCUCCCCUUACGCUUGUCGACCUACCGGGCUUUUUCCAUGCGGAAACAUCCGAACAGUCGCAACAAGACAAAGAGAUGGUGGAUUCACUGGUGGAGAGCUACAUGCGCCAGCAAAAGAGCGUCAUUUUGGCAGUGAUUUCAGCAGACAACCAACUUGCCAACCAGAAAGUACUCGCCGAAGCCAAGCGGCAUGACCCGAAAAAAGAGCGCACACUUGGGGUCAUCACCAAGCCCGAUGUUCCAAGCCCCGGGUCUCACAAUGAGAGGACUGGUAUCCGACUCGCGCAGGGCCUGGAGAGCAUGCACAGGCUGAAUCUAGGCUGGCAUGCUCUGCGUAACCGGUCCGAGGGCGACGAAAGGCUUGACGCGAGCGCAAGAGAUGCCCAAGAGGAGCGUUUCUUCCAGACUGGCGCCUGGGCCGCCAUACCUUCAAGCAACCGAGGAGCGGGGAGACUGCGACACAAGCUCAGCAACGUGCUGCUCGAACACAUCAGGAGGAACUUGCCUGUAGUGAUUCAAGACAUUGAAAACGCACUUCAGAGCAAGCGAAUUGCGCUGGAGAGCCUGGGCCCCUCACGAUCCAGCCCAGAGGAGCUCAAGUUGUACUUGAUCGGCAUUGCCGAACAUUUUCAGCGAAUCUCCCGAGACGGCGUUGAAGGAAGGUACAAUGACCCAUAUUUUGGGGAUCUUGAACAAACCGAAAACAAGCUCCGGGCUCAUCUUCGCAAUCUCAACCGCGCCUUUCACAUCACCAUGUUGAAAAAGGGGGCAAAUGAGCUUGUUGUGUGGGACAGCGACAAACAUGGUGACGAUGACGACGGGGACUCCCCUGUAAGUCAUCACGAAGGAUUCGGAGGCGAGAAUAUUAGAAUCCCCGAAUAUCUUCAGGGAUUUGUUGAUCUAUACGACUUCCCAGAACCCACUUCGAUCGGGGAACAUGAGUUCAAUUUGACGCUCGAGCGACUGGCGUCAGCCAAUCGAGGUCGGGAGUUUCCCGGGUCUUCCAAUGACGAACUCGUCAUUCAGCUGUUCAAGCAGCAAGCCCAGCCCUGGAGUCGCAUCGCGGCGCGUCAUCUGAACCUGGUGACCGACUUCGCCAAGGUCUUCGUGGAGAACCUAAUUCACCACGUUGUUGGGGGUUAUAGCCCUACCGUCACGGCCCUGCUGCGCGGCUGUGUCGAUCCCUUCUUUGACGACAAGACGAAUGUCCUGGAAGCAAAAAUUUCCGAGAUCAUCCGCCCUUACAUGUCUGGGUUCAAUGCACCACUCGAGACGGAGUACCAGAGAAGGCUGUCAACGAGGGCUGUUCGCCGUCUUGCAGAUCGCAUGUCUCAUCUCCUCGAGAAUGGGCCGCCUAGGGAUUCGAAUGACAGGUCAAGGGAGGUGCCCAGCCGCAAGCAGCUGAUACAGAUCAUCAUCAACGAAAACGAGCAGGACUCUGAGCGAAAUGAAUUUAACACAGAUGGGAUCAUCGACAGGAUGGUGGCAUAUUAUGAUAUGUCUUUAUGUACGUUCACAGAGAAUGUUAUCAACCUCGCGGUGGAAAAUUGUUUGGUUUGCAAUAUUUCGGACAUUUUGACGGCAACCAAAGUACACCGUAUGAGUGACGAGGAGCUGAGGCAGUUGGCAUCAGAGUCAGACGACGUGCAGUCUAGAAGACAAUCUCUCCGAAAAGAAGUCGAGAGGUUGAAAGAUGCACUUCGCAGAUGUCAGCCGUAUCGGCCGAGACAAAGUACAGGUUUGUCAAGGAGUGUUCCAUAA
Molecule: messenger RNA, 2241 nt
Organism: Pseudomassariella vexata
Lineage: Eukaryota; Fungi; Ascomycota; Sordariomycetes; Amphisphaeriales; Pseudomassariaceae
Product: P-loop containing nucleoside triphosphate hydrolase protein
Exons: 2
Coding region: 1-2241 (746 amino acids)
Cellular component (GO): microtubule; membrane; cytoplasm
Molecular function (GO): GTPase activity; microtubule binding; GTP binding
Source: RefSeq, a predicted model, not a curated record